Molecule: messenger RNA, 1241 nt
Organism: Manihot esculenta (cassava)
Lineage: Eukaryota; Viridiplantae; Streptophyta; Magnoliopsida; Malpighiales; Euphorbiaceae
Product: protein ENHANCED DISEASE RESISTANCE 2-like
Exons: 1
Coding region: 115-1041 (308 amino acids)
Source: RefSeq, a predicted model, not a curated record
GAAGCACAAGGGCACACUUUCUCUUUUUUCUUCCUCUUAUUAGGAUAGCCAGAACCCUCACUCUCAACUCACACGGAGAUUCCGAAGACUACAGAUUCACAAAACUAGAUCAACAUGUGCCCUACCAAGCAAAAACACCGGACUUCCGCCCCUGAAUCUACCACCUCCAGGUCCAAUUCCAGCGUCCCUACCACCAUCACAACCUCCUCAUCCACUGCUUGGAUUUCCGAGGCAAUCGACGGUGGAUCCCUGCGCCGCGUUAACCUCGACGAUGGAACCAACGGCUGGGCUUCGCCUCCAGGCGACCUUUUCUAUUUGCGAGCUAAAAACUAUUUUACUAAACGACAGAAAUCCCCCUCCGGCGAUUAUUUACUCUCCCCUGCCGGCAUGGACUGGCUCAAGUCCACCACUAAGCUCGAUAACGUACUCGCUCGCCCUGACAACCGUGUGUCCAUGGCUCUCAGGAAGGCUCAUUCACAAGGAACUUCCUUGAAAAGUUUCAUCUUCGCCGUUAACCUCCAAGUUCCCGGUAAGGACCAUCACAGUGCUGUGUUUUACUUCGCAACAGAGGAUCCUAUCCCUCCCGGUUCGCUAUUAUAUCGGUUCAUCAACGGAGAUGACUCUUUUAGGAACCAGCGGUUCAAGAUCGUGAACCGGAUCGUGAAAGGACCGUGGAUCGUGAAGAAAGCUGUGGGAAAUUAUAGUGCGUGUUUAUUAGGUAAAGCCUUAACCUGUAAUUAUCAUAGAGGAGCCAAUUAUUUGGAGAUUGAUGUGGAUAUAGCGAGCUCGAAGAUCGCCACUGCUAUUUUGCACCUUGCAUUGGGAUACGUGACAAGCGUUACUAUUGAUAUGGGGUUUGUGGUGGAGGCGCAAGCGGAGGAUGAGUUGCCUGAGAAACUAAUCGGUGCUAUUAGGGUUUGCCAAAUGGAGAUGUCAUCAGCGACUGUAGUUGAGACGCCAAACGCGGCGGCGGCGCGUGGGAUAGGUUUUGCGAAGGUUAAACAUCACGAGUCCGGCGAAGACGACGAUGAUGAACAAUAAUGGGAACACGUGUUGUUGUUUUGUUAAUGAUUUUAAUUUUAGUUUAUGUUGUUAACCUGCUCUGGGAGUUGGAAAUUGGAAGCCCUUUUUUACGGGGAUUGAUGGAUGUAGAUAAUAAAUUGGUGACAAAUAACGAUUCGGAUUUUAACUCCAUUUUUUGUUUGCUUUUAUGUUUCAAUGAAAAGAAACUUUCUUCGUGA